Tachysurus vachellii is the source of this 3784-nucleotide messenger RNA. It is a transcript of the gene hoxb3a, whose product is annotated as homeobox B3a. Gene Ontology annotation, cellular component: nucleus. Gene Ontology annotation, biological process: regulation of transcription by RNA polymerase II. The record is from RefSeq and is a predicted model, not a curated record. The coding region runs from base 1002 to 2252 and encodes 416 amino acids. Gene Ontology annotation, molecular function: RNA polymerase II cis-regulatory region sequence-specific DNA binding; DNA-binding transcription factor activity, RNA polymerase II-specific. Lineage: Eukaryota; Metazoa; Chordata; Actinopteri; Siluriformes; Bagridae. The transcript has 3 exons.
GCGCAUAAGUUGCACAAGUAGAUUGUGUUGGAUAAUAUAUAGUACAACGCAGUCAGUAUUCAGUUUCUGUCUAAAUCUAACAUAAGACCAACACUAAAAAAAACUUCUUCUUGUCAUUUAUCAUUGCACCGAUGGAUUUAGUAAGGGGAACAAAUUACUUUUUCUCAUGUCUUUUUUAUAUUACCUAACAACACAUGAGCAUAGUCUGACACUACAACUAGUGAGAAGUGGGAUGAAAAGAGGUGGAUUUCCGCUUGUAGGUCCUCCUGUCCUACUCGCCUGCAAUUAGCAUAAUUUUUCAGUGGUGACGCUGUUUGAUGGGGAUUAACGCUCGCGCCUGGCACAUUCAAAGCCACCCCCGUUAUUUUCAAACAGCCGUAGAGGCCUGUGAUGACAAUACAAUAACCCACCAAAUGGGGAGUAAAGGGCGAAAAUAACACUUACAAAUGCCAGCACCCGAAAGUCAAAGGGAAAAUGUGGCGACGGGGAGUCGAGAGCCCCUUUCGGAUUAUGAUGUUCGGGAUUGCACGGUGACUGAGAGGAGAGAGGGUAAAGGAAGCGAAAUCUGAGGCCAUUGUUAUCAGCGAGCAGGGCGUACCAGUCGACAGGGCGGCCAGGAGCAGCGCUGCCUGUCCAUUUGCCGUUUUCCUCGCAUACCUCAGAUCUUUCAUGCUUAAACCGUCUUCCCCCUUAAACCAGCGAAGGGAUUAAACCAGGAGCGCCCGCACUGUGGCGCGGGCCAGCCGUGCUCGCCAUACCCGCCGUAUGACACUCGCUCAGUGGCUGAAAUAUCUAAACGAGGACGAGCUUUCGGCAUUUUUUUCUUUGAUUGCAGACUGACCGAAUGUGAAAAAACAUGGUGCCUGCUCGAACGUCGCUCGUCAGAGGCUAAGGUCAGCUUCCAAGAGGCCGUUGGAAAAAGACCGUCACGUGACAUCGGGUGCCAAUGUUCUUCCAGAAGGUCGUCAGGACCCUGGUAGCCGGUAACGCGAAUUUUGGAAAUGCAGAAAACCACCUACUACGACAACUCGACACUAUUCGGAGGUUAUUCGUAUCAGGGGGCAAAUGGCUUCAGUUAUGAGGCCCAGCCAGCGGCUUUCCCGAGCUCGGCACACCUCGAUGGCGAUUACCAGAGGUCUGCCUGCUCACUGCAGUCGCUAGGCACUAGCGCGCCCACACAGUCACAGCACGCCAAGACGAAAGAGCUCAAUGGCAGCUGUAUGCGUCCCAGUCUACCAUCUGAACACCACCAACCUCCCCAGGUUUCUCCUCCUCAAAAUCCUGUGAACCCAACUGGAUCUAGUGCACCCCAGCAGCCGGGUGGUAGCGGCAGUGGUGGGACUGGCGGCGGAGGUACCACCAAAUCAUCCACCAAGUCAUCCACACUAGCCCAGAACCCAACCAUCACCAAGCAGAUAUUCCCCUGGAUGAAAGAGUCACGUCAGAACACCAAGCAAAAAAACAGCUCCCCCAGUGCAAGCUCAGCUAAUGCGGAGAGCAGUGGCGGCGAGAAAAGCCCUCCGGGUUCCGCGGCUUCUAAGAGAGCGCGCACAGCCUACACGAGCGCACAGCUUGUGGAACUUGAGAAGGAGUUCCAUUUCAAUCGGUACCUUUGUCGGCCUCGACGCGUAGAGAUGGCAAAUCUUCUCAACCUUAGCGAAAGGCAGAUCAAGAUCUGGUUUCAAAACCGACGCAUGAAGUACAAGAAGGAUCAAAAGUCGAAAGGCAUGGGCUCUUCUUCAGGGGGGCCAUCCCCAACCGGAAGUCCACCUCUGCCAAUGCAGUCCUCAGCCGGUUUUAUGAACUCCAUGCACUCAAUGGGCAGCUAUGACGCGCCGUCGCCGCCAUCUUUCAACAAGUCUCAUCAAAACGCAUAUGCCAUGACAUCAUCCUAUCAAAAUUCAAUGAAAGGUUGUCCCUCGCAACAGAAGUAUGGCAACACAGGACCAGAUUAUGACCCACAUGGGUUACAAGGUAACAGUGGUAACUAUGGGACCCCUAACAUGCAGGGUAGCCCCGUGUACGUAGGAGGGAACUAUGUGGAUGCCAUGCCGGCCACUGGGCCCUCUAUGUACAGCCUCAAUCACCUGCCACACCACCAGUCUGCCAGCAUGGACUACAACGGUGCCACACAGAUGUCGGCUAACCAGCACCACGGACCGUGCGAUACACACCCGACAUAUACAGAUCUGUCAGCGCACCAUCCUUCUCAGGGUAGAAUUCAAGAAGCACCCAAGUUGACGCAUCUGUAACAGGUUUGGGGGGAAAACAAAAAACAAAACAAUUUACAAUGAAGAAGAAAACAAACAAACGAGUAAACGCGAACCCAGGGGACGAUGCAAUGGGGUUGAAAAAGAUGAUCCAGUGGUUUCUUGCCGUUUCAAUCACAGCAGUUGGUGUUGAUGUCCUUCCGUUCACCUGUGAGCACAUUGAUUUGUUCAGAAGACAUCUUACAAUCAGUUAUGUAUGCGUAGCUCUGAAAGCCCUACUUUAACAAAUUAUGAGUAGUGGGUAAGUGUGGAUAGUGUAUGCGAUUUAAUAGAUUAUUUUUCUGUAUGACCAUGUGUGACUCCCUUUUACACCAUCGUUGGCAUGUGUGUAUUUUGUCAGUCUAUUGCCGAGUUCUUCACUGUAAAAAAUGCUUGAGGGUGGAGCAUAGCAAACUCUUGAAACCGGCGUUAGGAAACCACUGGAUUGUUUUUGUUCACUUCCCUUUUAUCCACAUACCUCUUUGCGUUUAACAGAUUCGCUAAACUGUCAUUUUUUUCUAAUUCAACUUCCUAAAACCAUUAGCCUAAAAUGCGUGUACGUAAUAAAUUUACGUAUAACAACACUUCAUUGUACACUUUUUUGGACUGAUAAGUUAAAUGCUGUUUUCGCACUAUGCUGCAUAGAGCAUCCUGCCGUAAACCGACUAUAAUUGGGCAAUACUUACCAAAUUGAUACAGGGUAAAGAUAGGCCAUUUGAGAAUUUAGUCAAUACAUAGUCGUCUCUACCUUUCUCAAAUGGCUGUGCCCCUCCCUCCUUCUCGUCAAUUCCUUGCUCUCUCUCUCUCUCUCUCUCUCUCUCUCUCUCUCUCUCUCUCUCUCUCUCUCUCUCUCUCUCUCUCUCCACUGAGUUUGCUUACAUUAGCUUCACUAAUGAGAAAGGCAGACAUUUUCUCAUGUCUUGACUUUACGUGGAAACAGGGUAUAAAUGAACAAAAUGCAUGUCCGAGAUCCCAAGCAAUGGUGUAGACGUUUCGGUUUACGCCUAAUGCUUCCUCGGCUGGACAUCAUUGUUGCACUUAGAGUUUACAUUUUGAUGGAUAAGGAAAAAGUAAAUCUUAUUUUGAAGCGAAAGACCUUCAAUCAGCGUCUUUCGGUAUGUGUUCAAACGAACAUUCAUAAAUAUAUAUUUAUUUGUUAUAGCCAGUUUAAAUACUUUCUUUUUUUUUAAUUAUUUAUCCCUCAUGUAUUUAUAUCGAGAAAGUGUACUUUUUUAGUAUUUACCUGUUAUAAGAAAAAGACAUUGUGUUCUUGUCAUUGUAACUAAUUUUGGUUAUUGUAUUUUUAGAGACACCUAGGUUUACGUUACCCUUGUACAAAAACGACUUGACGUGUGCAGGGUGCGAGGCAAGGGAAUCAAACCGUUCCAGCAUAGUCGAAAAUUAGACAGUAUAGCGAAACUUUUUUUUUCCUUUUUUUAAGAAGAAACCUUCAUUUGUUCUUUGUAGUUACAUUGAUUUUCUUGUUAAGAGUUGGCUGUUGAACAAUUCUUUAAUAAAAUAUUAUGUUAAUCAUU